AUGUCUUUCAAGUCCACAAUUAUAGCUGCAGCUGCUCUUCUUGCAUCUGUCAAUGCCCACAUAAAAAUCACGCAGCCGGUGCCUUUCAGCGUCGCAACGCUGGAUACAGCUCCAAUCACUAAAUCACAAUACCCUUGCAAGAGCAACUUGGGCUUCACAGUCUCUACCAUAAACUCCAUGAAAGUCGGAGAACCACAGACUAUUAAGUUUUCCGGGACAGCGGUCCACGGCGGUGGCUCUUGCCAACUUUCCGUGACUACUGAUCCAGAACCAACUGAGAAUUCGAUCUUCAAGGUCAUCAAGUCGAUCGAAGGUGGCUGCCCAGGCGUGGACGGUACAACCAACGAAUACGAGUUCACCCUUCCUGACAGCAUCCCCAACGGAAAAGCUACUUUUUCAUGGACCUGGCUACCCAAGCUGAGUGGUGGACCAGAGAUGUACAUGAAUUGUGCGGCCAUCGAGGUGACCGGUGGCGCCAGCGACGACUCUGCAUUCAAACAGCUGCCGGAUAUGCUCAAGGCGAACCUCGAUCAGACCUGCAAAUCCGAGGCAAACUUCGCUGUGAGUUACCCCAGCCCUGGAACAGCUGUACAAAAGGGUUCAACAAACGAUGCGAAGCCCCCUGUCGGCGAAGCCUGUGGCCUUUCAUCGGGCACUGAUCCCGCCGAGCCCUCUGGCUCUGCUGGAGUCGAGCCUCCCGCUGUACCUACAUCACCACCAUCUGGCCAAAAUCCCCCCACAGAUACACCCACCACACCUUCCACACCCUCUUCCCCCUCCGAAGGUGGCAGCUCAGACACCUGCACCACCAACGGCGCCAUCAUAUGCAACGGCACGACGAAAUUCGGCCUCUGCAACGCUGGAAAAGUGGUCUGGCAGGAUGUUGCUGCGGGCACGACAUGUACCAACGGCGUCAUUGCGAAGCGUGGAUAUAACGGUCGUAUUGCCCGACCACGUUUGAGCAGCCCUGUGGACGUUUAG
This is a messenger RNA of Plenodomus lingam JN3, 981 nucleotides long. RefSeq lists its product as uncharacterized. The record is from RefSeq and is a predicted model, not a curated record. NCBI's taxonomy places the organism in Eukaryota, Fungi, Ascomycota, Dothideomycetes, Pleosporales, Leptosphaeriaceae.